CUUCAUUGAAAAAGCAGUACCACAAACACGGUGGGAGGGCGUGAAUGUUCAAACUAAAGAUAAGUUUGUCCCAAAAAGUCAAUUAUUGUAGAGUCAACUGAAAUUGCUUCUUCCUUCUCUAUUAAGUUGCAGAUCUUGAUGAAUUGAUAAUACUCCAACUCCUUCUAUUAGUAUUGUUGAUGCUAAAUUACUGUACGGUCAAGUGUGAAAUUGCUUCUUCUUGUUUCUAUUAAGUUGCAGAUCCUGACAUAGAAGGCAAAGUAUUCAAGCAUAAGGUGAAAUAUUCAAGUUACCAUCUAGCAAAUAUUCAGUGUUAGAGAAACAAAGAAAGAUCCAACGACACACUCUGUCUCUUAAUUCGGAAAUUGAAUAUGGUGUAUUUCUUUUUCUUUUGGUCAUUUCUGUUAGUGCUGUUUUCAUUUGUCACUCGGUUACUUCUCAAACGGAAGGGUGUAGCAGUAGUGUCAGACAACGCUCCUCAAACAAACUGGUAUGAUGCUGUGGACACCCAACAAGAAGAAAAGUAUGAUGUUUUUGUUAGCUUCAGGGGCGAGGACAUCCGUGACGGUUUUCUCAGCCAUCUAGCAGUGGCUUUUCAUCAAAAGAAAAUAAAUGCCUUUGUGGAUGACAAGCUUCAGAGGGGUGAAGAAAUAUGGCCAUCACUUGUUGGAGCUAUUGAAGGAUCAUUGAUUUCAGUGAUCAUAUUCUCUGAAAACUACGCUUCUUCAACUUGGUGUUUGAAAGAACUGAUCAAAAUACUUGAGUGCAGAGACAAGUAUGGACACACUCUAAUACCAAUUUUUUACGGAGUAGAUCCCACAGAUGUACGACAUCAGACAAGGAGUUAUGUAUCUGCAUUUGCUGAGCAUCGAAAAAAAUUUGAUCCGACCAUGGUGCAAAUAUGGAGGGAUGCUUUGAAUAAAUCUGCUAAUUUAUCGGGAAUUAAGUCAUUAGAUUUUGGGAAUGAAGCAGAGCUGCUUGAAAAGAUCAUCAAUGAAGUGUUGCAUCAGUUAAGGAGGUUGAGUAAGCACACACCUAACUCAAAUGGACUUGUUGGAAUCGGAAAAUCAAUUGCUGAUAUAGAAGCCUUGCUGCUUAAAGACUCAAAAGAUGUCCGUAAAAUUGGAAUUUGGGGUAUGGGAGGUAUCGGCAAGACAACUAUUGCAGAACAAGUGUUCAGUAAAAUAUGUUCUCAGUAUAAAGGUACCUGUUUUUUGUCAAAUGUAAGAGAAGAGUCAACAAAACAUGGAAUAAUUUAUUUGAAAGAAAAACUUUUCUCCACACUAUUAGCAGAAGAUGUGAAAAUAAAGUCGCCAAAUGGAUUGUCUGAUGAUAUUCGGAGAAGGAUUAUUCGUAUGAAGGUUCUCAUUGUUCUUGAUGAUGUGAAUGAUUCAGAUCAGCUUGAUCGGCUUGAAUUAUAUGGAACCGUUGAUAAGUUUGGACGGGGCACUAGAAUAAUUGUAACAACUAGAGAUCAACAAGUGCUCAUCGCUAACAAAGUUGAUGAUAUACAUCACGUUGGAGAAUUGACCUCUAGUGAAUCACUUGAGCUUUUCAAUUCGAUUUCCUUUAACCAAAGUCACCUGGAAACACAGUUUCAUGAAACAUCAAAGAAACUUGUUGAUUAUGCCAAAGGCAUUCCAUUAGUUCUUAAAGUUUUGGGUAAGCUUCUUCAUGGAAAAGGUGAUGAAGUGUGGGAAAGUCAGCUAAACAAGCUCAAGCAAAUGCCAAGUCCAGAAGUUUAUGAUGUACUGAGAUUGAGUUAUGAUGAUCUAGACCGCAAAGAGCAAAGGAUUUUUCUGGAUCUUGCGUGUUUCUUUAAAGGAUUGGAUUUUAAGGUGGAAUUACUAAAAACUUUAUUGAAAGAUUGUGAAAGUGACAAUUCAGUGGCUCAUGGGUUAGAAAGGCUGAAAGAUAAGACUCUUAUAGUUAUUUCUGAGGAUGGUGUUGUAUCUAUGCAUGAUCUUAUGGAAGAAAUAGCUUGGGAGAUUGUUCGCCAAGAAUCUAAAGACGACAUUGGAAGCCAAAGUCGAUUGGGGGAUGCAGAUGACUUUAACAAAGUAUUAGAAAAUGACAAGGGGAAUGAGGUUGUUAGAAGCAUACGGGUGCACGUGUCAACAAUGAGGUUAAGCUCUCAGAUAUUUACUAAAAUGAGCAAACUACAAUUUCUAGAUUUUUAUAGUGCCUAUACGAUUCCAUACCAUGACGUUCUUCCUAAAGGACUUCAAUCAUUUCCAACUGAACUAAGAUAUCUUCGUUGGUGGCAUUACCCUUUGAAAUCCUUGCCAAAGAAAUUUUGUGCAGAGAAACUUGUUGUGUUGGACUUGUCACAUAGCAGAGUGAAAAGACUUUGGCACGGUGUCCAGAACCUGGUUAAUUUAAAGCAAGUUAACCUAUCUGGUUGUAUGUCCCUGAAGGAGCUGCCAGACUUUUCAAAAGCCACAGAUCUUGAAGUGCUUGAUGCAAGUUGUUGUAUGAAGUUAACUGCUGUGAAAUCAUCCGUGUUUUCUCUUGCCAAGCUUGAGAAAUUGGAUCUUAGUUUCUGCUGGUCCCUCACCAGCCUUACAAGCAAUGCUCAAUUAAGCUGCCUCAGUCAUCUCAACCUAGAAGGGUGCCGUCAUCUAACAAAAUUCUCAGUGACAUCAGAGAAUAUGGUAGAACUAAAUCUAAAAAGUACCAGAAUCAAAGCAUUGCCCACAUCAUUUGGAUGUCAAAGAAAGCUUGAAACUCUAUAUUUAGAUAAAACUAGAAUUAAGAGCUUACCAUCAUGCAUGGUGAAUCUCACAAGACUACGAUAUCUGACCCUAAGAGAUUGUGAGAAGCUUCAAACAAUUCCAGAGCUUCCACCGUCCCUUGAAACUCUACUUAUCGACGACUGCAGCUCAUUGAAGACAGUGUCGUUCCCUUCAACAGCUGCUAAACAAUUCCAGGAGAACAGGAAAAGGGUAGAGCUCUUUUAUUUUGAGAGGUUGGAUGAAGAUUCUCUGAUGGCUAUUGGGUUGAAUGCGCAAAUCAAUGUGAUGAAAUUUGCCCAGCAACAUCUAUCUGCAUUGAAGCUUGAUUUUGUUGAAAACUAUGAUGAUUACUCUCGUAAUUAUGAUUCUUAUCAGGCUGUGCAUGCAUUUCCAGGAAGCAGAGUACCAGAGUGGUUGGAAUAUAAGACAAUGGGAGAUUCAGUAAUUAUUGAUCUCUCUUGUCCUCCAACAUCCCCUCUGUUUGGCUUCAUUUUCUGCUUCGUCAAUGAUAAGUGGCCAAAGUAUGAUGAGUGGCUAAAGUAUGAUGAGUUUCCAAACUAUUAUAAAAAAUUCAAAUUGAAAUUCACUAUUAGUGCUGGGGAAGAUGAUGCUGGUGAAGAUAAAAAGGACAGCAUUGAAGUUAACAUGUAUUUAAACUCAAUGUACACUAGAGGAGAUCAUGUGUGUGUGAUGUACGACCAAAGAUGCUCUCGCUACUUAAGUAGAAGAUCACAAAAUCUGUCAAGGUUCCAAAUCAAGGUUACACCAUGGUGGCUUCCCGAUUUUCUUAAUGAAGAGUCAGAAGAGAGGAUGGAAUUAAAAGGGUUUGGGGUGAGCCUAAUAAGCACCUUCAAAUAUGACAGCUUCGUUCGACAAAUGAAAUUGCGUGAUUCUGGUGGAUGCAACAGGAUAUUUUAAGCUACUCUACUGUAACCCUAGCAGAAGAAUAAAGAUAACAGAAAAUUGGAUAAAAUUUGAGAAUAUUCAUUGA
This is a messenger RNA of Lotus japonicus, 3726 nucleotides long. Its product is annotated as disease resistance protein TAO1-like. The record is from RefSeq and is a predicted model, not a curated record. Gene Ontology annotation, molecular function: ADP binding. NCBI's taxonomy places the organism in Eukaryota, Viridiplantae, Streptophyta, Magnoliopsida, Fabales, Fabaceae. Bases 372 to 3653 code for a protein of 1093 amino acids. Gene Ontology annotation, biological process: defense response; signal transduction. The transcript has 6 exons.